Messenger RNA from Cebus imitator (Panamanian white-faced capuchin), 528 nucleotides. Its product is annotated as 60S ribosomal protein L36a-like. The transcript has a single exon. Gene Ontology annotation, cellular component: ribosome; cytosolic large ribosomal subunit. The record is from RefSeq and is a predicted model, not a curated record. Gene Ontology annotation, biological process: translation. Gene Ontology annotation, molecular function: structural constituent of ribosome. Lineage: Eukaryota; Metazoa; Chordata; Mammalia; Primates; Cebidae. The coding region runs from base 152 to 472 and encodes 106 amino acids.
UUGAGGCAGGAGAAUUGCUUGAACCCGGCAGGCAGAGAUUGCAGUGAGCUAAGAUCGUGCCACUGUACUCCAGCCUGGGUGACUGAGCAAGACUCCGUCUCAAAAGAAAAAAAGAGCUUUUUCUUUCCAUGCCGAUAGCACUCACACAAACAUGGUGAACAUUCCUAAAACCUGCCGAACUUCCUGUAAGAAGUGUGGCAAGCACCAGCCCCACAAAGUGACACCGUACAAGAAGGGCAAGGAUUCUCUGUAUGCCCAGGGAAAGCGGCGUUAUGACAGGAAGCAGAGUGGCUAUGGUGGGCAGACUAAGCCGAUUUUCUGGAAGAAGACUGAAACUACAAAGAAGAUUGUGCUAAGGCUUGAGUGCCGUGAGCCAAACUGCAGAUCUAAGAGAAUGCCGGCCAUUAAGAGAUGCAAGCAUUUUGAACUGGGAGGAGAUAAGAAGAGAAAGGGCCAAGUGAUCCAGUUCUAAGCGUCUUCUUUUCUUUUAGGAAGACAAUAAAAUCUUGAGUUUAUGUUAAAAAAAAA